Marmota flaviventris (yellow-bellied marmot) is the source of this 2151-nucleotide messenger RNA. RefSeq names its product eukaryotic translation initiation factor 2A (gene Eif2a). Gene Ontology annotation, biological process: translational initiation. The record is from RefSeq and is a predicted model, not a curated record. Gene Ontology annotation, molecular function: mRNA binding; translation initiation factor activity; ribosome binding. NCBI's taxonomy places the organism in Eukaryota, Metazoa, Chordata, Mammalia, Rodentia, Sciuridae. Gene Ontology annotation, cellular component: cytosolic small ribosomal subunit.
GGGAGACGUGUAGGGGCCGGGUUCGGCCCUCGUUGAACUCUCACCCCAGCGCACGGGUUUCUUUUUCCGGGACAAGAUGGCGCCUUCCACGCCUCUGUUGACAGUCCGAGGAUCAGAAGGAUUGUACAUGGUGAAUGGGCCGCCGCACUUCACGGAAAGCACAGUGUUCCCAAGGGAAUCUGGGAAAAAUUGCAAAGUCUAUGCCUUUAGCAAGGAUGGAACCUUAUUUGCCUGGGGCAACGGAGACAAAGUAAAUACCAUCAGUAUCACUAACAAGGGACUGCUGCACUCCUUUGACCUCCCAAAGGCAGUUUGCCUUGAAUUCUCGCCAAAAAACACUGUUCUGGCGACGUGGCAGCCUUACACUACUUCUAAAGAUGGCACAGCUGGAUUACCCAACCUACAGUUAUAUGAUAUGAAAAAUGGGACAUGUUUGAAAUCUUUCAUACAGAAAAAAAUGCAAAAUUGGUGUCCAUCCUGGUCAGAAGAUGAAAUUAUUUGUGCCCGAAAUGUUAACAAUGAAGUUCACUUCUUUGAAAACAACAAUUUUGAUACAAUUGCAAAUAAAUUACAUUUGCAAAAAAUUAAUGAUUUUGUUUUAUCACCUGGGCCUCAGCCAUAUAAGGUUGCUGUCUAUGUUCCAGGGAGUAAAGGUGCACCUUCAUUUGUCAGAUUGUAUCAGUACCCCAACUUUGCUGGACCUCACGCUGCAUUAGCCAAUAAGAGUUUCUUUAAAGCUGAUAAGGUGACAAUGCUAUGGAAUAAAAAAGCUACUGCUGUGCUGGUGAUAGCCAGUACAGACGUGGACAAGACAGGCGCUUCGUACUAUGGAGAGCAGACACUGCACUACAUUGCAACCAAUGGAGAGAGCGCAGUAGUGCAGUUACCAAAAAGUGGCCCCAUCUAUGAUGUAGCGUGGAAUUCCAGCUCCACCGAGUUCUGUGCUGUGUAUGGCUUCAUGCCUGCCAAGGCGACGGUCUUCAACCUGAAAUGUGACCCUGUGUUCGACUUUGGCACUGGGCCUCGCAAUGCAGCCUACUUCAGCCCUCAUGGACACAUAUUAGUCCUGGCUGGGUUUGGAAAUCUGAGGGGACAGAUGGAAGUGUGGGAUGUUAAGAACUACAAACUCAUCUCUAAGCCGGUGGCUUCUGAUUCUACAUACUUUGCGUGGUGCCCAGAUGGUGAGCACAUCUUAACAGCCACGUGUGCUCCCCGGUUACGUGUUAACAAUGGGUACAAGGUCUGGCACUACACAGGCUCUGUCUUGCACAAGCACGAUGUGCCAUCGAACGCAGAGUUGUGGCAGGUCUCCUGGCAGCCAUUUUUGGAUGGAAUAUUUCCAGCAAAAAGAAUAACUUACCAAGCAGUUCCAAGUGAAGUGCCCAAUGACGAACCUAAAGUUGCCACAGCUUACAGACCUCCAGCUUUGAGAAAUAAACCCAUCACCAAUUCCAAACUGCAUGAAGAGGAACCACCUCAGAAUAUGAAACCACACACAGGAAAUGAGAAGCCAUUAUCAAAAACAGCCCUUAAAAAUCAAAGGAAGCAUGAAGCUAAGAAAGCUGCCAAGCAGGAAGCAAAAAAUGACCAGAGUCCAGAUGUGGCACAAACUCCUGCUCCGCAGAGCACAUCUCGGAACACCGUCUCCCAGGCAACUUCUGGUGACCCUGAAGUAGACAAAAAAAUCAGGAACCUAAAGAAGAAACUGAAAGCUAUUGAACAACUGAAAGAACAAGCAGCAGCUGGAAAGCAGCUAGAAAAAAAUCAGUUGGAGAAAAUUCAGAAAGAGAAAGCCCUUCUCCAGGAGCUGGAAGAUUUGGAAUUGGGUAUUUAAAGAUUCACAGAAAGCAAGGUGGUUACCAUAAACCAGUACAAGCACAUCUUCUGUGAAACCCGUUUGUGUUCAUGGAAUAUCCAUGUGCCAAUAUUUAAUGUUGGUCUAUAAUUUUAAGGAGUUGUACAAGAUUCCGAAUAUGUAUGAAAUUAUUUAAUGUCUAUUAAAUUGACUUCUAUAUCCUGCAUCCUGUAUCAUGUCAAUAUGUGAUGGAAAAAAGAUACAUGAGAUUUUUAGCUAAGUUGACAGAUUGAGAGACUUUUUUAAGUAGGGUACAGUAUUUGCUAUAUAAAUGAAUAAAGACAUUUUAAAUUUAA